Penicillium canariense is the source of this 198-nucleotide messenger RNA. Its product is annotated as NADP-dependent oxidoreductase domain-containing protein. The record is from RefSeq and is a predicted model, not a curated record. The transcript is spliced from 2 exons. Lineage: Eukaryota; Fungi; Ascomycota; Eurotiomycetes; Eurotiales; Aspergillaceae. The coding region runs from base 1 to 198 and encodes 65 amino acids.
AUGCCCGUCAUGAACCCGCGUGGGGCACUUGUUUGGAACGACGAUGAUGCUACACUCGCAGCGAUUCUUAUGUCAGCUAAACAGGUGGACGAGAACACUGCGUCGGCCUUGCUGGGGCUUGAGGCCCCAACAGUGCAGGAGAUCUGGAAUCUCGUCGAGCAUAUCAAGAUUGAGGGCGACCGGUACGAUGCUCCGUAA